AUGGGCGGACCCGAACAAAAUCAGCAUGCGCCGAAGAUGUUUAAGUGUCACGGGCUGGGAUAUAAACAAUUCUGGUAUUUUAGUGGAAAUGGUCAAAUUUAUCAGGAUGACUGGCACAUCUGCGUCUCCAAUGGGCAAAUUGUCACCAGAAAUGCAUGCAUACCAGAUGGUGCCAUAUGGAAAUACAGAGAGGAUAAGACGAUACUUCACAUUCCCACCAACCAAUGCCUCACUGCAAGUGUGACACGUGGCGUCCUUUCACUUGCUAACUGUUCAGACAGUAACUACCAAAAAUGGGAGAUUCAGCCACGGAGGACCGACGUGAAGUUUCCAAGUGUAGAGAACAUCAUAGUUAAUUAA
Messenger RNA from Candidula unifasciata, 360 nucleotides. Lineage: Eukaryota; Metazoa; Mollusca; Gastropoda; Stylommatophora; Geomitridae. The record is from the annotation of a GenBank genome assembly.